Messenger RNA from Homalodisca vitripennis (glassy-winged sharpshooter), 1714 nucleotides. RefSeq names its product probable cytochrome P450 6a14. The transcript has 5 exons. The record is from RefSeq and is a predicted model, not a curated record. Gene Ontology annotation, molecular function: oxidoreductase activity, acting on paired donors, with incorporation or reduction of molecular oxygen; heme binding; iron ion binding. The coding region runs from base 36 to 695 and encodes 219 amino acids. Lineage: Eukaryota; Metazoa; Arthropoda; Insecta; Hemiptera; Cicadellidae.
AUAUAACUUAUUAUAUCAGUUUAUUUAUCAGGAGCAUGGAGACGUCAUCCAUCACAGCUAGUAAUGCCGUGUACGAGCUGGCUCUGCACCAGGACUAUCAAGAUAGACUGUUCCAGGAGCUGAAGGAAGCGUACGCCAAGACCCCAGACAUGGACUACGACACACUGCUCAGUCUGCCUUAUCUCAACCAGAUCUUUGAAGAAACCGGAAGAAAGAACCACGUAUUAUAUUCUUUACCGAAAGUCUGCACGAAGCACAGCACAUUUGUAAUUGAUGGCAACGAAGUGGACUUAUUCCCAGGACAGUUGGUGAUGAUUCCCAGUGUGGAGAUCCAAAUGGACGCCAAGUAUUAUCCGGACCCUGACGUGUUCGAUCCUGAGCGGUUCAAUGAGGAGAACAAGAGUGGGAGACCGGAAGUGACGUACAUGCCGUUCGGGGAGGGACCACGGAUCUGUGCCGGUAUGCAAUUCGGGAUCCUGCAAGUCAAGAUAUUCCUCUGCCAUCUUGUGUACCACUACAGAAUCCUACCAACGUCGAGGAGCGCCGCUAAACCAUCCUACUCCAAGCAUUCCUACUUUGUCAUUCCUAACCAUAACCAGUUUCGUCAAACUAGUUCGGAGAAAUCAUUGAUUGACGUUAUAGAUCGUUACUUGUGUUGUAUAUUUUUUCGUGUUUUUUUAUAUUGUACUGAAUAGAAUAAGUGUUUAUGUAAACGUAAGCUAAUAAUAAAUAUAAGAACUCAAAAGAACACAGGAACCUCCAGAUUAAGAUUACAACCCCUCCCCCCUCCCCGACUGGGGCAAUCUGGAUCUGGGAUCUGAUGGAGGCCGACAGCUCUUAAAAGCCCAAGAGGCCGGAUAGUUCGAAUGCUUCCAGAGCAUGGUAGCUGUCAAAUGCUGAAGCUCUUACAGGUUGGGAGCUCUUGGAAGCUCUUCUAAGGAAGUCUCAAAACAGACACCUCACUGCUACGGGCUAAGAUCAUAGAGACUUAGUUUCCAGAAACCAAGAGAUCCAGAACCCGAAACAUGCAUAUGUCAGGGAUAUGAGGCUGCCAAAGGCAGCAUACCAAAGGCCGUAGAUCCUAGAGGAUACGAGCUCCUAUAAGCCAGGGACUUACGAAAAAGGGUAGGGGCAAUCUAAAACCGGGACACGAUGAAGGCCAACAGCAUCCAAAGGUCCAAGAGGUCAGUUAGUUUGAAUUGUUUUAGAGCAUGCUAGCUACCGAAGACAGAAGCUCUUACAGGCAGUGAGCUCUCGAAGGCUGACAAGUUCCAAAAACAGACACCUGGCAGAGGCCCGAGCUAUCGAAAGAUGGGAAUGCUUCAGAGUUAGUUUAAUGUACAUUCUUGUGGCUUUUAAAGAACCAGGCAUUUCAGUGACAAAGUUCCAAUAAAUCUUAAGAAUUGCAACUGAACUCUACCUGAAUUUUGUGGCUAGUAACCCAAAAGGUCUUUAGGCAGAUUUCAUAGUAAUCUGGUUAUUUAAGCACCCUCAUCACGGAAAUUCCGGGACAAGUUUUGGCACUACAGAAUCCUACCAUCGUAAAGGAGUACCACCAAAUCCUCUUACUCAAAGCAUUCAUACUUUGUCAAUCCUAAUCAUACUCAAUCCGUCAAGCUUGUGCGGAGAAAUCACUCAUAUUAUAGAUAGUUACGUGUUUGUAGAUACUUCUUAUUGUAUAUAUUGUACUGAAUAAAAUCUAUUUUUCUGUAAA